ACGUCCUCGGCGAGAUCAUCCUGCAGCUCCAGCGGCGCGGGGCGAUGGAGACGGAGAGGAACGAGCACGUGCUAGCCAUGCAGGAGGCCAUGCGCAUCCUCGGCCUUCCCCCGAGCCUGCAGGUGCGCAUCAACACCUACAACACGUACGAGCGACUGCACCGCAGCGCGCGGCUGUUCGACUCGUUCUUCACCGACCUGUCGCCGCAGCUCAAGUUCGAGUUGCAGCUGCACCUCUACCUGGACGUGGUGGUGCAUACCGGGCUCUUCCGGAACAUGCGCCCAAGGGUGCUCGGGGUUGGGGUCUUAUGUUCGGAAGGACCUCAUCUUCCUGCCCGGGGACUGGAUCUGUCGGUACGGCGAUUAUGGGGACUCCAUAUGGCUCCCGCGGAUUUCAUGGUCACCGGGCAGAGCACGGUGAUCGCCAAGGACACCGUGUCGGAGAUCAAGACGCUCGAGCGCGGAGCGAGCUUCGGUGAGGUCGCCUUGCUCACUGGCGUUCCGCGCACGGCGUACGUGCGCGCGAACACUUUUUGCAUCACGGCGCACCUCACCAAGGAGGGUUUCGAGCCCAUCGUGCACAAGUGGCCCGAAGAGAUCGAUGUGCUUCUCAGCGGGAUCGAGGCGGAGGCCGACCGGCAGAAGAUCAAGGAGGAGGCCACGAAGCAUUACAGGCUCGGCGGUCGCCGGCGCUCCUCGCUGAGCAGCUUCGGCGUGCCCUCGCCGCCGUCGGGUGCCCACCGCGGCGCGGGGCGGCUCUCGGUGGGCUCAGGACCCGGGCGGCGACCACGCGGGCGGCGGGCCCCUUGGCGCGCCGGCGAGCCUGCCUGGCGGCCUCGACGCCGCCCGCCGCUGGGCCGGCGAGGGGCCGCGGCGCCGCUCGUCCUCGUCGGCAAGCCUGGGGGCGCUGGAGGAGAGCCCCUCUCGCCACUCUCGCCGCUCGCGCCGGCCUCUCCAGCCUCGCCGCCGGCGCCCGCCUGGCGCGAUCCGCUGCCGCCCACCACCAGGCCCAGGAGUGAAACAAAGGCACGGACGCAAACAAACGCUGAACGGGUAUAGCCAGGACCCCGGUUAAGGGAAGCCGGUUAGUGAUU
This is a messenger RNA of Prorocentrum cordatum, 1093 nucleotides long. The record is from the annotation of a GenBank genome assembly. NCBI's taxonomy places the organism in Eukaryota, Dinophyceae, Prorocentrales, Prorocentraceae.